Messenger RNA from Staurois parvus, 368 nucleotides. Lineage: Eukaryota; Metazoa; Chordata; Amphibia; Anura; Ranidae. The record is from the annotation of a GenBank genome assembly.
AUGGACGAUGUGACAGAGAGCGCCCCCACCAGGCUGCCAGAUGGAGAGUGGGCGCGUGAGAAUAUUCCAGAGGGUCCCCUUCCUGACAGCCUCCCCACAGAACAAGUAGGUGAGGAUAUUCCAGAGGGUCCCCUUCCUGACCACUUCCACGGAGUAAAAGUAAGUGGAUGUUAUAAGACACAAAGCUGAUUGUUUUUACAUGACCCAAUCAUUAUUAUUAUUAAAGACAUUAUAAACAUUCCUAACUGCACCUACAUAACAUCUGCAUUAAUCUUGUAGUUUCAUGGUGUCAUGGUGUCAAAUGGUGUCAUUUGUUUCCCUGUAGUACAACCUAUAGUAGGAUAAAUGUUCAAAUUCCUGUGUCAGCA